Molecule: messenger RNA, 1677 nt
Organism: Solanum pennellii
Lineage: Eukaryota; Viridiplantae; Streptophyta; Magnoliopsida; Solanales; Solanaceae
Product: putative E3 ubiquitin-protein ligase RF298
Exons: 2
Coding region: 40-1677 (545 amino acids)
Source: RefSeq, a predicted model, not a curated record
UUACAGCAGUAAUAAACACUCAAAGAAAACAUAAUCAACAUGGUUGAUGAUAACAUCAGUGAUGAUGCGGAUGAAAAGUCGUUGGCGAUUUCAGAUGAGGAAAAAGGAAGCAGGAACAAGAGGAAGUUUGAAUCUAAGAUUCCUCUAGGAACUUCUUCUGAUUCACAUGGGUCGUCUCUUACGGAGUUUCUAAGAUAUGAUUUAUUAGAGAAACCAACGAAAGGAGUCACUCUAUUUGAGAUUGACCCAUUGACGAGCGGGUGUCCUCAGUAUGAUGUUGAACAAGAAGUGGAAACUGCACCAAAUAUAGAUUCGGAGGACAUGUCGGCCUGCUGCAGUUUUGUUUUGGACAAGAAACUGGACUCGUCUUCUUCUGGUGCAACAAAGAAGAGUUCGCAGUCUAAAAUGAAAAUUUUGGUUAAAUGCAAUCAACCUCUAGCUAAAGAAAGUUUUGAUAGUAAAUGCCUUUCCUCACCCAUAGCACCUGCAAGUGACACUUCCAAAGUGCCACCUAUUAAAGAUAAUAUAAACGAAAAGGAUCUGGAUUCAUUAUCCAUGGAGCCUAAGUCCAGCAAAAAAGUCCCCGACAACAUAACUAUUUCUUCUGCUGUGCAAGAUUAUUAUGUUGGUAUCCCAUAUGAUGAGUCUUUGGGUAAAUAUGUCCCUCGAAAUGAGAUAGAUGAAAAUAUAUUGUUUCUAACUUUUCAUUUGAAGACACUGCAGGAAGAGCUCCAAGGGUGGUCUGAUUGGGCAAAUGAGAAGGUAAUGCAGGCUACCCGGAGGCUUGGCAAGGACCAGGCUGAGCUUAAAAGGAUGAGGCAAGAAAAAGAAGAUGUUGAAAAUGUUCACCAGGAAAAGCAUAUGCUGGAGGAAACCACCAUGAGGAGGAUUAUGGAGAUGGAGCAAGCGUUGGUAAAUACUAAUUCCAUGGGUGAAACAAUUAAUUCUCUUCUUAACACCAUGGAGAUGGAUAAUGUUGGACUGAAGAAGGAUUUGGAAGCCGUAAUGCUCUCUACCGGCAAGCAUGCUAUGAACGUCAAUAAUGCUUUAGCAAAAGAGCAGGAAGCACUAAAGAAGUGUCAAGUAGCGGACAUGGAGAAGCGCUCAUUUGAGGAGGAUUUAUCUGCUAUCAAGCGGGAAAAAACUUCUUUGCAACAGCAGCAAGAGAAAGCCAACAAGGUUCUGCACCAAUAUAAGGAUCUAUUUAAGCAUGAGGAAUUGGUGAAAGAAAGAUUUCAACAACAAGCUGAUUGUCUGAAAAAUGAAAGAGAACAACUCCGUGUUAAGGGAAAAGUGCAGCGGCAUAAUUUUAGAGAGAAGGUAGAGAGAAACAAGCAAAAGUAUAAAGAAGAAAUACAAAAGUGUGAGAGUGAAAUUUCUCAGUUGAGAUUCCAAUCUGAAAGAUCAAUAACAGAGGCCCUAAAACGAGGCAUUCCUCAAUUGACAAAGGGUUUAUCAACCUAUGCAGAAAGUUCUGACUCUAAUGUUGUAAAGAUGGAGAGGGAGUGUGUUAUGUGUAUGCAUGAACAUAUAUCAGUGGUUUUUCUCCCUUGUGCACAUCAAGUUCUUUGUGAAGAUUGCAAUGUGCUUCACCAAAAGAAAGGAAUGGACGAAUGCCCUUCUUGUAGGUCACCAAUUAAGGAGAGAAUUAGUGUCCACUUUCCUGAUUCCGAAUAG